CAUCCCCACUAACUCGGCUUCGAUAGAGCCAUCUAUACAGGCUACAUACUUAUCAUACCUCUCUCGUCUGGCGUUAGAGACGCCGUUCGAAGAGCGAGCCAAAGCUCUUUGCUAGGAUGCCGCCCCUGCACAGCUUCGAGAUCGAUGUUCCUUCCCCCCUUCACUUUCUGGUGUUGGGGGGGGGAAAUUUGGACUUACUCACAUCCGUACAUACAUAAAAUAGCGGAGACGGGGAAUUUCGAGAAUUUAUUCCUUUUUUUUUAUUACAGCUACGCCUUCCAAAAAGGGUUAGAUGAUUUCCGAAUAUUGAUUUGGAGGUAAGUCUUCGUUCGCUCACCAUUCAAUCUCACUUUCCCACUGUUCGCCCAGCCAGCCGUGGUUCACUUUGCCCAUCCGCCCUUGUCCCCUUCUGUCCAGAUUCGCUGCUGUUGCUUGGCUGCUGCUCGGUGCUGCUUCCUGUGCUCGUCUCUCUCGCUCGUUGCUUUGGUGCUUCUGCUCCCGCUGCUGCUGCAACAACUGCGCUCUCACUCUCUUUCCCUCUCACUCUCACUCUUCUCCUCCCUCUUCACACACUCUUGUUCGCUCUCUUCACAAAGUCGUACUCCUGCUACUGCUCCCCCUCCUUGCUCACCUGUCUCCCAUUACCCAUUACCCACUCCUACUUCCUCCUCCACCCCCUUCCUGCUCCACCACCGCUCACAUCUCCUCCUUUCUCCCUCGUUCACUCAUUCAACGGCCUGCCAUCUCGUCCACACCCUUCUCAUCUUUAAAUAGUGUUUCUAUCCAACCCAACACGCAAGAACAAUCGACUCCCGCCAGGAAUUAAAAAUUAAAUAGAAGAAGGCGAAUCAUCCUGCUUGAUCGUUUCCAUCACCGUCGAGAAAGAAAAAAAAAAAACACCCCCGAAUUUGGUGCCGGCGCUUGAACAAAGAGUAAACCCUACUGGACUCGAAAACCCAUCUACCAUAAUACAUCUGCUUCUCAUCGCUUCCCUGGAUUCUUUGUUCAUCGAUUUUACCCUAGUUCGGCAUCGACUUUGUCGGGUCCGCUGUCGAAACAAACACGCGCGUGCUCCUUUACCCUCCGCUCUUCAUCUCCACGAACAGUAAACCAGAGGAAAAAAAUCGGUAAAGGGGGGCCUUUGGUCAACUCAAGACGCCUGCCCAUUCCCCUUACCCUUGGUUCCGAAAAUCUUUUUACAAGUUACCUCGACAUUUCUCCCUUAAAAUUCGCCACCUCCCAACCCCCUCUCUGCCAUCUUCUACGACAUGAGUCUCAAACUAGAUUACUUCUGAAGACGACAAAUCCCCCCCCGAAGAAGAAGCCGCAGAGAGGCUGUUUUUACGCAGGAUAAUGACCGAGAACCCUACUAUUCCAUCGACUCCUGGUCCUUCGCAGCCUCCCUCGCUUGCAAACUCGUCAACUACCCCUGAAGACGUCGCAGACACCUCCGGUGAAAUCGACUGUAUCUGCGAAAUAUCUGAUGAUGAUGGAUUCACAAUAUGUUGCGACAAGUGUGAUACUUGGCAGCAUCUUGUCUGCGUUCAACUCAACGGGGGAAAUUUGCCCAAGACCUACUACUGCCCUAGAUGCGAUCCAUGUUCUUUGGCCGUUUUGGACGUUCAAAAGGCUAAAGAUAUCCAACGGCAGCGAAGGGAAGUGGAGCAGGCCAAAAGGAGUCACAAGAAGAAGCGACCGACUGGCACAUCUCACAAAAAGAAGGAGCUCGCAAACGGUACAAAUGGCAUCACAUCUGGAAAAGUUUCAUCGUCCUCGGAGAAGACUGGUGUGCAGGUGUCUGGCAAGUCGGUCGGCGGGAAAGAAAUGCAGCAACCCUCUCGGAAAAGAGGCCACCGGGCCUCCGCCCAGUCAAGUAAUAAUGCUGGACUUAGCCCUCCCAUUACCCAUCAUGCUGUCUGCAAUGUCCCCAAUGCAAAUAUCCCCCUUGAGUCACCGUCUGCCCGUAACGGCGAAACUGAAAGUGAUACCGACCCUGAGAAACCGACAAGAUAUCUCGGAGAAGGUUUCACUGACUUGGGUAACAGCAUGAACAAAUAUACCGGUACCGAUGUCCAGCAGUUGACCCACAAGAUGGGAGAUUGCGCUUGCUUAGGGGAAAAAGAGUGCCUUGUCAAGGGAGUGGCUGAUGGCGAAACGGUUAUUAGCAAAGCCCUCAAUGGGAACGGAAAUUCACGUAAGCAACGCAGGACCAAUGCAUCCACCGAGUCGACAGUUGGUUCUAAACGACCAACCCCCGACCGUCAAUCUGUUCCAUUAAAAAAGGAGGAAGACGAAGAAAGUCGAUCUGUUUCACCGCCAUUAUCACGAAGCAAGCCAAGAAGCCGUGAUCUUACACCGUCAAUGCCUCAGGAUGUUGCUGUAGAGAAGGGUGAGAUGACCGGACGUGAGGCUAGGAAAUUCAAAGAGGUCUUAUCACGAAUACAAAAGCAGCAGCAAGAGGAGCAGCAACCUCAGGUUGCAAAACGGAGGAAGAGAAACAGUACGGUCUCGCUCACCCCUGGCACAUCAUCUUUGCACAGUCCGGGUAUCGAUAUGAAAGGUUGGAUAAAAGUACCCGAUUCAAGAUCCGGUCCAAAUCACGGUUUUGUGGAAUACUCCGUAACUGAUGCCGGUGUUGGGAGAAGAGCAUCAGAUUCUCCUGUCAGUUCGGAUGAGAGGAUACUCCGCCGGACUUCUUCCUAUUCUCCGGUUGCUCAAUUGACCCAAGGGCCCAAUACGCUCAAGCACGUUAGUAAGACCGUCUUAAGACCUGCGCGACCGCAGUAUGAGGACAGGGCGAUACAAACAGAUCCUGUCGAGGAAGGAAUUCCUUGGUGGUCGCCGGCUGCCGUGAAGGCGCCCCCUCGACCGCCACGAUUACCUCUUCGGAAGCUGUUGAUGCAGAGUUUACUUCGAGAUAGAGAAGAAGCCGCCGCAACUGUGUUAGAGGACAAGAAAAGGAAGCAUGAUGCUGUUUCUGAGGACCCUGAAAAUAUACCCUCUCCUAAAGUGCCAAAACUUUCUAACAGUGGGUCUGCCCGAAGCACAACAAUCUCACCUUCCCUUCGUGCAAAGGGAUCUUUACACGAGCCCUUACGUACGGCAACUUUGCCUACUCUGGAUAUUGGUUCUCUAUCGAAUCAAGCCUUAAUUACGCCUGAUAUGCCCACUACCAUGGUUGGUGCUAGUGCCGCUAAAUCACCUUCGUCGCCUCGACCUCCCGGUCCUGCGUUGGCGGAUCUUUUUUCUGCUGAUUCGGAUAAACCGUCAUCAACUCAGUCUAGUCCUACUCAAGAGAAGCAGCCCUCUGAUAAAAUACGGGUGAAUUUACCACUGGACAAGCCUCGGGUGAACGGAUAUAGAAACUCUAGUUUACACGUGCAGCUGCCACCUGGCUCAGGAGCUGUCAAUGGACCAUUGACACCCGCCUUGCAAAGUUCAUUACCUUCAGCUCCCAAUUCAGCCACAAUCCAGCCUCCUUCGACAACAUUCCCCAGCUAUGUCUCUCCGUCGGUGUCUGCCCUGAAUAGCAACAUGGUCAAUCCUAGCCCAACAAGGACGACGAAAAAGAUGAGUUUGGAAGACUAUGGUAAAAGGAAGCACAAGACAGAGCCUGUCGAGAAGAGUGAUGAGAAGUUGAGUGUAAAAACUACGAAUGAGGGACCUGCGACUUCAACGAAUUUAUCCAAACCAUCCAUCGUGUCGUUAGUGGAGGAGCCCACGAGCAUUGCUGAUCCUGCGCCGAGUACAUUGUCAAUUGUAACAGCACUGCCACCUCAGGCGAUCAACUCGUCAAAGCUUGCUAUGGAACCAAUCAGAAUUCCUCCUGCACCGAAGGACCAAAGGACGACUUCGUUGGGUAGUAGUGUACGUUAGUUUCUUUUACUCUUUUCUUAUGUCACGGGUUGUUUCUUGUAUGAAUUCUUUAGUCAUUAGUAGGUUCUUGGGUAGGCUAUUAGCUUGUUCUACCAACUAUUCUCUUCUCUUAACUUUUUUUCUUUUUUUUUUCCUUUUCAUGGUUACGGAUAGGAUAACUUUUUCCUUGACACUUUCUUGUGUUGCUGUCGCCUUCUUUCUUUUCGGUGGGGAAAACAAAACUUUUAUCUUUUUCAUCAUGUCUUUAAAGCCUGGGCUGGGGGAAUUGGAGUUCAAAUUUUCGUUUUUUGUCUUUUUAAGGGGGAACUAAAGAAGUGUUCUUUUUUUCUUCUAUAUAUAUACGUAUUAUAUAUAUUUGCCCGGCUGGGCUAAAGAAAGGGUGAGUUCGGUGGAACCGGGAAAAAUCUACCAUCUCCAAUCUGAGAACGGGAACGGCAACAAAAAAAAAAAAAAAAAAAUCACGAAAACUUUAUGCUUGUUUGCUGUUUUUGUUUCGCUUUCUACUGGAGAUUUUUUUUUUUUUACUGUUGACUUUCUUGUAUAAUACUUCUUACCUUCCUUGUAUAAUUGUGC
This is a messenger RNA of Tuber melanosporum (Perigord truffle), 4449 nucleotides long. RefSeq lists its product as uncharacterized. The record is from RefSeq and is a predicted model, not a curated record. The transcript has 3 exons. NCBI's taxonomy places the organism in Eukaryota, Fungi, Ascomycota, Pezizomycetes, Pezizales, Tuberaceae. Bases 1354 to 3876 code for a protein of 840 amino acids.